Papaver somniferum (opium poppy) is the source of this 690-nucleotide messenger RNA. RefSeq names its product cullin-1-like. The record is from RefSeq and is a predicted model, not a curated record. Bases 1 to 690 code for a protein of 229 amino acids. Lineage: Eukaryota; Viridiplantae; Streptophyta; Magnoliopsida; Ranunculales; Papaveraceae. Gene Ontology annotation, cellular component: cullin-RING ubiquitin ligase complex. Gene Ontology annotation, molecular function: ubiquitin protein ligase binding. Gene Ontology annotation, biological process: protein ubiquitination; ubiquitin-dependent protein catabolic process. The transcript has a single exon.
AUGUGCCAAGGAAAAUUGGUCGAUGGUAAUAAUCCCUAUGAUGCAUAUAAAGAGCUUUACACAAGAUAUAAAGGUGUUUAUAACAAAUAUUUGAAUUCUAAAGUUUUACCAUCUAUUCUAAAGAAGCAUGAUGAUGACGAUGUAUCUAUGUUGCAAGAACUCGUUAAGAGGUGGGAAAAUCACAAGGUCAUGGUAACUAAGCUUGCUAGGUAUUUCAAUUAUAUGGAUCGCCAUUAUACUAGUCUAAUAGGACUUCCUUCGCUGAAAGAUGUUGGGUUUGAUUGCUUUCGCGAAAUUGUGUAUGAGAAGAUGAAAGUGAAUGUUAAAGAUGUUGUUAUUGCGUUGGUUAAUAUAGAACGCGAGGGAAAUGAAAAUGAAAUUGAUCGGUGUUUGGUCAAGGAUGUUGUAGACAUUUUCGUAGAAAUUGAGAAUGGUAAGUUGGAUUGUUAUGUCAAUGAUCUUGAAACUGCGGUUUUAACUGACUUGGUCGAUUACUAUACGGGGAAAGGUUUUUAUGAGAAUACGCCUAUAGAGUGUUUGCAAAUGGAAAAGGAUAGGGUGUCUCAUUAUUUGCACCCGAGUUCUAAGGAGAAGUUGUUGUCCAAGGAAGCUCAAGUGUUGCCUGAAAGAACCAAACAGGGUCAUAGAAAGAAAAUUAGAUUCUCCCAAUGUGAUGUCGCUGCUUGGUGA